This is a messenger RNA of Magnusiomyces paraingens, 1536 nucleotides long. RefSeq lists its product as uncharacterized. Gene Ontology annotation, molecular function: heme binding; oxidoreductase activity, acting on paired donors, with incorporation or reduction of molecular oxygen, reduced flavin or flavoprotein as one donor, and incorporation of one atom of oxygen; iron ion binding. The record is from RefSeq and is a predicted model, not a curated record. Bases 1 to 1536 code for a protein of 511 amino acids. The transcript has a single exon. Lineage: Eukaryota; Fungi; Ascomycota; Dipodascomycetes; Dipodascales; Dipodascaceae.
AUGACCCUCUUGUCCAUAUUUCUGGGUGCGCUGGGCGCAUUUUUUCUUUAUCCAUACCUUGUUCACAUGUGGUACCUUUUGCAAGCUCGCCGGCAUGGGCUAUCGACGCCACGAGUAAUUUGGUCUUUUCCAUUUGGAAUCCCACAAUUUGUGCAGAUUCUUAGAGCUGCCCAAAACCACCGCAUGAACCGGCGCACACUCGAUGUGUCAUUGGCUUUGCCCACAAUGACGGGACGUAGCCAACUUAUGGGAUCCUUUUUCGUCAUGACCAUGGACCCGGAAAACAUCAAGGCCGUACUGGCAACACAGUUCAAGGACUUUGGACACGCACGCAGAUACAAGUACUUUUUCCCGUUGUUGGGAGAUGGAGCAUUUACUCUUGACGGACCAGGCUGGCAACACACAAGAGCCAUGCUACGUCCACAGUUUACUCGGGAGCAAAUCUCACACGUUCACAUUAUUGAGGAUCAUUUGCAAAAGAUUAUUCAGAUUUACAGAAACAACAACAAAGAAGGGUACUUGGAUAUCCAGCCCUUUUUUUACAAGUUGACUCUGGACUCAGCGACUGAGUUUUUGUUUGGCGAGUCCACUGACCUCUUGUCUGGAGGUAACCGUAAGCUGGUCAAUGCGCUUGAGUUUGAAGACGCGUUUAAUAAUGCACAAGAGGUUUUGCGUAACCGCAGUUUGGCACAAAAUUUUUACUGGCUUGUAAAUUCAGCAAAUUUCCGCAAGUGGUGCCAAGUGUGUCAAACUUUUACCAGCUCUUAUGUUAACUUGGCUCUUUUGCGUACACAAAACUACAAUGGCGAAAAAAAUGAAAAGGCCGAAAAGGGCGAGAAAUACAUUUUUUUGGACGAACUUGCAAAGGAAACCCGUAACCCUAUUCUGCUGCGAGACCAGGCACUCAACAUUUUAGUUGCAGGCCGUGACACUACAGCCUCACUCCUCUCUUGGGUGUUUCUAAUGUUGGCAAGACACCCAGAUGUUUUUGAACAAUUACGAAGUGUUAUCCUGGAGCAUUUUGGCGACGGGAGAGAUUUGAGCAAGGUGACAUUUGAGACUCUUAAGCGGUGCGAUUAUCUACGUUAUGUCAUCAAUGAAACACUUCGCUUGUACCCUACUGUGCCUAACAACUUCAGGUACGCUCUCAAGGAUACGUCACUGCCACGAGGGGGAGGUCCGGACGAGUCUGAGCCCAUUUUUAUCCCCAAGGGCCACAUGAUUAUGUACUCUGCCUACGUGUUGCACCGACACCCCAAGUUGUGGGGUCCCGAUAGCGGUGAGUUCAAGCCUAUGCGAUGGGCCAAUCGUAAAAGCACUCACCCGUGGGAUUACCUUCCAUUUAAUGGUGGUCCACGGAUUUGUCUUGGGCAGCAAUUUGCCUUGACUGAAGUGUCGUAUACAAUUGUACGAAUGCUUCAGAAUUUCAAGGGCAUUGAUGCUGCUCCAAGUGCGCUUAUUGGCGAGCCCAAAGAGAAUUCUAGUUUGACGUUAUCAGUAGCUGAUGGCGUUCCAAUUAGGUUAAUUCCUGUUUGA